Molecule: messenger RNA, 2751 nt
Organism: Branchiostoma floridae (Florida lancelet)
Lineage: Eukaryota; Metazoa; Chordata; Leptocardii; Amphioxiformes; Branchiostomatidae
Product: zinc finger protein 525-like
Exons: 2
Coding region: 674-1531 (285 amino acids)
Biological process (GO): regulation of transcription by RNA polymerase II
Molecular function (GO): RNA polymerase II cis-regulatory region sequence-specific DNA binding; DNA-binding transcription factor activity
Source: RefSeq, a predicted model, not a curated record
CAAAAAGUUGUGGAUGGAUGUGUCACUGACGAAAGAUAAUGGAUGUUGUCAGAAAUGUCUUGUUCUGACGUUCUAAAAUCAUAUCCAGUUACUUGAGUAAUUUGUAUUUGGUGUACUAUGUCGUAAAAUGUUAUCAAUAAUAUUAAUUUUAUUACCUGCCCUGUGUAUGUUACAAAUGGGUGAAAUUGUUUUAAAGGAGGAAUUGUCCUUAAGUUAAUUAACAGUCAGGUAGGCUUGACCAAAAAUUACCUGUUACAUUUUUCGAACCAAAAUAGAGAAGUUAGAUGCUGUUACAAUAAUAUAGGAUUUAAUUUCUAAUUGCACAAUUCAUAAAAGUCAUAAAUCCUAUGUAUUCUAAAAAGGACUAUCAUCAAACAUGAAGUCUAACGAUUACCAUGUCUUUAUUCAUCAUCUACAUGUUGUAGUGUAUCUUGACCGGGUAAGUUCGCGACAUCUGCUGAAUAACCAGGAGAUAAUCUUGACCUAUGAGCAUGAAUAGUUCCGGGUCACCUGACGUCACGUCCUGUUCGUAGUCGUGGCGAUCGGCGUGGUUUGGAGAGUUUCUCAUCCUUCCAGAAAGACCCCAAAAAUCCGCUGACUUAGAAAGCCAUCUGGCCUUUCUGUGCAGUACUAGGGUUAAAGUUUGUUCAGAAUUUGCACCAGAUAUACAAGGAUGGCAACAAAAAGCAACGUGCAGAGUUUGGAUGGCAUCAUGCAAAAGGCGACAAAGGAUUCCUAUGUGCUAUCAGACAAAGAGGAGAAAUCCUACAAAUGUGAGGAGUGCAACAGUCGAUUCAGUCAGCUGGAUCAUCUGAAGACUCACAUGCGGACUGACACAGGGGAAAAACCAUAUAGGUGUGAGGAGUGCAACAAGCAGUUCAGUCAACUAAGUCAUCUGAAGAGACACAUACGGACUCACACAGGUGAAAAACCCUACAGUUGUGAGGAGUGCAACAAACAGUUCAGUGAGCUGGGAAAUCUGAAGAGGCAUAUGCGGACUCACACAGGUGAGAAACCCUUCAGGUGUGAGGAGUGCAGCAGUCACUUCAGCGAGCUGGUUCAUCUAAAGAGACACAUGCGGACUCACACAGGUGAGAAACCCUUCAGAUGUGAGGAGUGCAGCAGGCAGUUCAGUUUGCAGGCUACUCUGAAGAUUCACAUAAGGACUCACACUGGAGAGAAACCCUAUAAAUGUGAGGAGUGCAGCAGGCAGUUCAGUGAGCUGGGUAGUCUAAAGAAACACAUGCGGACUCACACCGGUGAGAAACCAUACAAGUGUGAGGAAUGCAACAGGCAGUUUAAUGAGCUGGGUCACCUAAAACGACACAUGCGGACUCACACGGGUGAGAAACCCUACAGCUGUGAGCGAUGUAGCAGUCAGUUCAGUCAUCAGGGUGCCCUAAAGAGACACAUGCGGACUCACACCGGUGAGAAACCGUACAAAUGUGAAGAAUGCAACAGGCAGUUUAAUGAGCUGGGUCCCCUAAAAAGACACAUGCGGACUCACACGGGAGAAACCGUACAGCUGUGAGGGGUGUAGCAGUCAGUUCAGUCGCCUGAGUGCCCUAAAGAGACAUGUGCGGACUCACACAGGUGAAAAACCCUACAAGUGUGAGGAGUGUAGCAGACAGUUCAGUCGUCUGGGUGCCCUAAAGAGACAUGUGCAGACUCACACAGGUGAAAAACCCUACAAGUGUGAGGAGUGUAGCAGACAGUUCAGUCAGCUGGCUAACAUGAAGAGACACAUGCGGACUCACACUGACAAACUCACACUGACAAACCCAGAGAAAUGCUUAACUCUAUCAAAAGAACAUCACAUUUGACGCCUGCUCUUGCAUUUAAUAAUGUUGUUCUUUUGGUAAGAAACUAGAAGUAAACUUCAUUGUACAUUCAGUGAUGAGUCAUAAAUAGUAGAAAGUCAGGGCUCGAAAUUCAUUUUUGGGAUUAGGUGCACCAGGCACCCAGUUUAAAAAUUUGGUGCAGCAAAAAAUUUUUUAGUGCACCACUUAAAUUUAAGUAGAAUGUCAGAAAAUCCUAAUUAUGAAACUUAGUUACAACUUACAAGCUAUCAAAUUCUUAAACAAGUAACAUGACAGACAUUUUUAUUAUCUUUCUAACACUUUUUUAGAUGUCAAGAAUAUGAUGUAUACAUGUAUACUUUGAUAUCUUUACAUGCAUAAGCCUAUAUGAAAAUAUUUGGGUGCACCAAUGCACCCACAGAAAAUAAUUGGGUGCACAGCUCUAAUUUCAGGUGCACCUGGGUGCACAUGCACCCAGUAUUUCGAGCCCUGAAAGUACAUGUUAACAUGAAAAGUGAGUGAGAAGUACAUGUUAACAUGAAAAGUGCCUCCACUUCUGAACCUGAGAUCAUGAUAUUACUUACUAAUUAUUUUCCUCUUCUAGGAAUAGUAACUGUAGCAAGUAGCUAUGUUAUGAAGCAUUGUAUACUAGUAGUCUUGGCUUAUAGUUUGAAUUUAUAUGGAAGAACAUUAAUUUUGUAAGAUGAGUCUAGUUCUAUUAGUAAAAAUCUUUAAAUUUAUCUGAUUAUUUUGAUAGUUUGCCAAAACCAAUGCAAAGGGCAAUGCCAAAAGACUAUUGGUAAAGCUGAUUUGCAAACUUGUGAAUGACAGCGCAUUUAUCUAAGUUUGUGGUUUUGUUUUUUUAUUGUUUUGUUUGAUUCUUAGAAAUGAGGAUGUCUAGUAGUCUGGUUGUUCAAGUUAUUAAUAAAGUUACCUUUUCCCGUGAACUUGC